ACGUUUCGUUCUACCAAUUUCCCCGUGACGACUUUCCUUAGCGUUCGGUGGCGACGGUCUCUUCGCUUCUAUUCCUCCAUCGAGACGACGCGUAUCGAGUUUGGACGUAUCGAGCGCCCGAUACGCUCUUUUUCACGUCGAUCAGAGAGAAUUGCACCGAUUAUCGUCGCUUUAGAGCCAGUUGACGAAAACUCGAAGGCUUCUGUGGGCUCUACAAGGCACUUUUCAUCGAGAGUCGGAGAUAUCAGUUUUGUGCUCGACCGGUCUCUUUUCAAAACCGAUCUUUGCUCGAUCACAAAGUGACUUCGAUAUUUCGUCCUUUCCGGUUAUCGAUACAGUUUUUGUUGAACGUGUUACAACUGUUGGUGAUCGUGUUAGAUGCUUAUCGAUGAACCUUUUAAUCUAUGACAUGGUGCGUCGAUCGAGCAUCGUAUAACGUAAGAGUUACCGAGUGCGCGAUACCACGUGUUCGACACGUUGCGAUACCGUGGUGAACUGUGAGGUCCAAUCUUUGGAAGGGACGCUUCUAGGACAUCGAUACCGAAGCAAACAAACCGAAUCGCAAAAAGCGGACGAGGAGUAAGAAAAAUGAGGAUAACCUGUGUGCUUAUCGGCCUGUCUUUGGCGGUCGCGUUUGUCGCUUCCAGUCCUGUCGUCAAGAGAGAAGCAGAGUCGGAGGAUCUGAGUCCAUUGAACGAGGUAUACGUCGUGGAAGCCGACGACGAACAAGGGCUGGACGAUGACAGGUCCGACAGGGACAAAAGAAAGAUCGGCGUCGUGAAGCUUGGCGUCUCUAACGGAAUCAUCAACUUCGUCUUCGGCAAACUGGAUUCCUUCAUCGAUUCGAAGACCAAAGCCUUGGCCGUGUUGGACGACGCGAAUAAAGCGAAGAAUGCUGCGUACGGCAUCGAUACGAAACACUCGGCCACUAGCAAGUUCAUUAGCGACCUGGUCGCUGCGAAGAUCCAAGCAACCAGCGGCAGUGUCGGACCCGUGAUAAAUAGCGCCACGACAUUCUUCGCCGGCGCUAAGAACGGUUUGGCCGACGCGUUCGCUUCGAAAUUGGCGCCUCUCAGCUCGCUCUCCAGCGGUAUAGUCAGUAGUCUCUCCGCUGGUCCAAAACCCGAGUUGGGUGCAGGGGUGAGCCUAGGAGUCUCGGGUGACGGGCAUGGAGGAGCGGGAAUCGGGAUCUUGGGGAAUAUUUUGAGCUCGAAGCUGGGUACCCUGUCGACCUUGAGCCAGAACAACGGAGGAGGUUCCGAUUCGCACGGGAACGAUGGCAGCGUUGGAGUUAACCUUGGAGGGUUCGCCAAUUUAGGCGGAGGGGGAACGAUCUCAACUACUACGGAGGAUAUACCCGAGUUCGAUAGGAUGAGAGUGUCCUUGGAUGUUCCAUCGUCUUUGUUCGGUGGCGGUUUCACCGUAAUUACGAAUAUCAGCAAAAUCGUCAGUAGCGUGAUACUUAACUCAGCCCGCCGAACACAGACGCUCCUAGAACUGUUCAAGCCCUUCUUCCGUGGAACUUUCGCUAUCAAAGGUUUGCCAUCCGACAAUCCGCACUAGAAGAGACACUCGAGGACGCUGAAAUUGCUCAACGAUUACUUCAGGGAUUUCCAUGGGGAUUUUGGUCGACCUAAGAGUGAAAAGGAAGACCUCGAUGACCCGCUAACAUAGUCUGCAACACAAAGAUAGAAUUACAAUUUAGAUAGAAACUAGAAGAACCUUAGGUACAACUAGCGAUAUUUAUUAAGCAAUUUAUCAGAGAAAACGGUUUUCCAUGAAAGGAAUUCCGUUCGAUUAUCGUGACAAUCGAAUAUUAACGGGAACAACCGUACGCGAAUCACGCAA
This is a messenger RNA of Hylaeus volcanicus, 1848 nucleotides long. RefSeq lists its product as uncharacterized. The transcript has 7 exons. NCBI's taxonomy places the organism in Eukaryota, Metazoa, Arthropoda, Insecta, Hymenoptera, Colletidae. The coding region runs from base 589 to 1563 and encodes 324 amino acids. The record is from RefSeq and is a predicted model, not a curated record.